ACCGCGCCAUUCCCAUGUUGCUUUGCGAAUCGCAGUCGAGCGUUUGUUCGAUUUGUUGGUCUAAACAUUUGUCUCUGUCUGGGCUGGAGAAUAAAUAAAAUUGAUUUAUUUUUCCAAAAAUCUCGCCAAACAAACAGUCUCAAACUUGGUGUAUAACUGAGAGUCUUUGACGCUGCACGACAUGGACCAGGACUAUGAGUGUCGGCUGCUCAGGCAGAUCAACAUCCAGAACGAGAAUGCCAGCCCUUUAAAGGCCAUAGAUACAGUACGAGCCCUGACACCCACCAACUCCCCCCUGUCGUCACCAAGCAAACAUGGCGACCGCUUCAUCCCCUCCCGCGCCGGCGCUAACUGGAGCGUCAACUUCCACCGCAUCAACGAGAAUGAGAAGUCUCACAAUCAGAACAGGAAGACAAAGGAUGGCACAACAGACACUAGCAAAGCGGACGGCCUGGCGUACUCUGCCCUACUGAAGAACGAGUUGCUGGGGGCAGGCAUAGAGAAGGUCCAGGACCCCCAGUCAGAGGACCGCCGCCUCCAGCCCUCCACCCCCGCCAAGAGGAGCCUCUUCAGUUAUUCUGUCAGUGCCAAACGAUCUCUACCCGAGGAUGGCAACACAGUGUCUCCAUACUCCUUGUCUCCUGUUAGCAGCAACAGUCAGAAGCUGUUACGGUCGCCUAGGAAACCCACGCGUAAGAUCUCUAAGAUCCCCUUCAAGGUGCUUGAUGCUCCGGAGCUGCAGGAUGACUUCUACCUCAACCUGGUGGACUGGUCCUCCCUCAACGUCCUCAGUGUCGGCCUGGGAACCUGCGUCUACCUCUGGAGCGCCUGCACUAGCCAGGUGACGCGUCUGUGUGACUUGUCAGUGGAAGGGGACUCUGUCACGUCAGUGGGCUGGUCAGAGAGGGGGAACUUAGUAGCGGUGGGGACUCAUAAGGGCUAUGUACAGAUCUGGGACGCAGCAGCAGGGAAGAAACUGUCAGUACUGGAGGGACACACAGCCAGAGUGGGUGCGUUGGCGUGGAAUGCCGACCAGUUGUCGUCUGGCAGUCGUGACAGGGUUAUCCUGCAGAGGGACAUCCGAGCCCCGCCCCUCCAGUCAGAACGCCGUCUCCAGGGACACAGACAGGAAGUUUGCGGCCUCAAGUGGAGCACAGACCACCAGCUACUGGCCUCAGGGGGAAAUGACAACAAGCUGCUGGUAUGGAACCACUCCAGCGUUCUCCCGGUGCAGCAGUACACGGAGCACCUGGCAGCAGUGAAGGCCAUCGCUUGGUCCCCCCAUCAGCAUGGCCUGCUGGCGUCUGGAGGGGGCACUGCCGACCGCUGCAUCCGCUUCUGGAACACCCUGACAGGCCAGCCCCUGCAGUGCACCGACACAGGCUCCCAAGUCUGCAACCUGGCCUGGUCCAAGCACACCAACGAACUGGUAAGCACACACGGCUACUCCCAGAACCAGAUCUUGGUGUGGAAGUACCCCUCCCUCACACAGGUGGCCAAACUCACAGGCCACUCCUACAGAGUGCUUUACCUGGCCAUGUCCCCAGACGGAGAGGCCAUCGUCACAGGAGCCGGAGACGAGACGCUGCGCUUCUGGAACGUCUUCAGCAAGAUGAGGUCCACCAAGGAGUCUGUAUCUGUUCUGAACCUGUUCACCAGGAUCCGGUAGCCAGAGGGGCGCAGCUGUCCGGCAGGGGAACAAGCGGGGUGGGGGAACAAGCCCAUAGGGAAUAAUGUACUGUACACAACAAGUCGGACCCCUUAUCUCUUCCUAGGCCUCUGGUAGGCUAGGGUCCUUUCACAUACCCAAGGCCAGGUCGUCAAGCCGAUAGAGGAGUCUUCUUCCACUGCCUCACCGCCCAUCAUAACCAGUGUGACAUCACAAGGCCACACCCUCAUACAGUAAUAUUGGUGCUGUCCCAGGAAGAGGAAGAAGAGGACUCUGGAACUUUCCUUUCCCCCAAGUGAUUCUGUUUUUUGACAGACACUGUGUGCAUACCUGCCAAAUACGAAGUUUGUCCUUUUAUUGAAUGUUUAUUUAUUGUUUUUCUUUUUUAAAACAUUGUUAUCACGUGUCGUCUCCAGUCUGCUUCUGCAGCCUGUGUUUGGGUUUUGUUUUCUGUGUGUGUUAAUGUUACGUGUCAGACUUUGUGAAGAGCCUGAUGCUUUUGUGUUUGUGCCUGCCUUAAAGGGGUAGUUUACGUCUAUAAUCAAGCUCAUGUUUUCACCAUUGACGGUAUAGAAAUGUAUGACAUGCUUUGACUUCAGGGUGAGCUGUCCUGUACCUGUUUGUAAACUAGUGAUGGUUAACCCUACGGCUUGAGAGGUGGGAGCUCACUGUUUUUUUGCAUGUUGUAGACCAUUGUAAUUUAUUCACCUUGUAAAAACACCUUUUUAAGUUCAUUUGAAGUGUGAUGAUGCGCGGAAGUCUUAUGUUUUUUUAAUUAGAAAAAAAUCUGCAAUUGUAAUUUGAGCAGUGGCCGCAAACAAACUACAUAUACUCACUUAGUUAUCUGUAAAUCGUAUUGUUUUGGCAGUUGUCUUUUUACAUUUUUAACCAGUUUCUAUCUUUAACCUACAUUUACCUAGACACAUUUCACAUUAUUGCUGUCUUGAGUUGCAAUUGCACUCAGUGUGAUAAUGGGCUAGUAGCAUUCAAAACAGAUGUAAAUAACUAGGCAUAACCUUUGCAUUGAGACUUAUACAAGAAAGAAAAAACGGAAAUAUUAAAAGUAACAUUUUUAAUCUUAAUCAGGUGAACUUUUUUUCCUGGGUGUAGCAGUAACUGAAAGUCACUGUAAAGAAAAAAGGAAAGAUGUUGAUGGCCUCUUAAAGGCAUUACUAGUGCAUUGUGCUGUGUCUGUGGUAAAAAAGAAAAUAAGGAUAUAUUUAGUCCAUGGCACUUAUCUUUUUCCUCAGCUUAUAUUUUGUUCUUGACUCUAAGCAGAUGUGAAAAUAUCUCAUUUUGUUUUAAUUCAUUUAAAAGAAAUGUUUAGGCCGAUUUUUCUAGUGAUUAUUUUUCAUUUUCUCAGUUUGGAUGUGGUGUUGGCAUGACCUGGUGUGCCAUCUUUGAAUGAGUGGUAUUUAUUUGAGCUGUGUAAAAGUGUCCAGUAGUACACCCAUAGCUUGUUCUGAGAGUUGAAUAUUAUCUGAGAAAGGUGGAACGCUGAUCUGUUUGGUGUAUAUAUUAGCUCCAGUCCUAAAUAAGCAUUUGUACUCCUUUUAUGCCACUUAAAAACAAAUAAAAACAAAGAAUGCUGCCAACUGGAAAUGCCUAAAGAAUGUUAUGAAGAUAAAUAUUUCUGUACUGAGAGAAACGGAAUUAAAAAAAAGUGAUUGUA
This is a messenger RNA of Salmo salar (Atlantic salmon), 3341 nucleotides long. RefSeq names its product fizzy-related protein homolog. Gene Ontology annotation, molecular function: anaphase-promoting complex binding; ubiquitin ligase activator activity; protein binding. The record is from RefSeq and is a predicted model, not a curated record. Lineage: Eukaryota; Metazoa; Chordata; Actinopteri; Salmoniformes; Salmonidae. Gene Ontology annotation, biological process: positive regulation of ubiquitin protein ligase activity; anaphase-promoting complex-dependent catabolic process; positive regulation of anaphase-promoting complex-dependent catabolic process. Gene Ontology annotation, cellular component: anaphase-promoting complex.